CCGCUUCCGUGAAAACGAUCAGGCGGGCUUCUUGAUCUACAUUUCACCUACAGCUUGGAUUUCCGUUGGUCUCGUUAUUGGAAAGAGGGACCAGCCGGCCCACAUCUCUGUUGUAGCCUGCAACGGUGGCGCAUGCGACUAUUCAAGGCACGAUUACGAUCCGCUGAAGUUUCGCCCUCGCGCUAAAACUAGCAGCAAAAAAACCGUCACAAUGUCGAAAGAAAGCAACAACAAGGCAGCAAGUACAAUGUCCAUGAAUCAGCAGGAGGCACCUGCUGCGGGUGAGCACCAGACUGGUAGCAAAGAAUCAGAGUCAGGAGCAACUACACCAGGAACUUCUGGAACAAUCACGAACACAGAUGUCGCAGCAAAAGGCUUACCAGUUUCUUCAUUUGAAGGUGCAGCAGAAAGCAUCAAGGCCGCUGCAGAGGAAGCACCGCUGUCGCAUGCGAUUACACUUCGAGUGGAAAAACGCGGGACCGAGUUCCUGGUAAAAGCUUUCGACUACGAUCUUCGUGAGUGGAAAGAGAUUCGUUUCUGUCACCUCUACCCGGACCUCUCUACCACCACUGAUAUUCUUAACGGUCGUGAUGCGAGACCGACUGCGAGAAACCUAACCUACUAUGGGGUUUUCAGCACUACGCCUGACGUGUUUAGCUGUGGUAGAAAGGUCACCAAAGAUAACAUACCUCCACCGGGAGCUCCAAUGAAUGCACGUGACACCACUGCUGAUGGAAGUUGUCAAUCUUCAAGCGCUUCCUGCUACGAAUUGGUCUCCCGAUUCCAUAACUUUGCGCUUGAGUGGAAUUCUUGAAAAUGAAAAUGUUUGCUAAGUGCGCGGUCGCAAAGAAGCUUAGUGUUGUGUACUAGUAUAGCUUCAUCAUCUUACAUUUAGUACAAUCACAUCAACCUCAACGAGGACCUUGUUCUUUUAUCAUGUUAGGUAUGAUAAGCGGUGAUGUCUUCACCCUUUGUUUCUUUCCGUCUUUUCCUAGUUAGGUUGGCUCCACCACUAUGUUAGGUAAAACAAACUUAGAUCGACGUCGUAUCCCGAUUCUUUGAUGAGGCCCUACAAUUUCCCAGUUUUUCUUCCAGAACCCCAUGAUUGAAACUCAAUCGUUAAUGAUUCCUCUUCUUUACUCCUCUGAAGUCAGGGACUGAACCCAUCAUUAUUUGAUUAUCGUACAACACCACGCUCACGCGCAAGAUAUUGAUGAUGUAGAGAAGGAGGUGACUGAAAGGGAAAU
Messenger RNA from Amoebophrya sp. A25, 1247 nucleotides. The record is from the annotation of a GenBank genome assembly. NCBI's taxonomy places the organism in Eukaryota, Dinophyceae, Syndiniales, Amoebophryaceae.